Molecule: messenger RNA, 777 nt
Organism: Zophobas morio
Lineage: Eukaryota; Metazoa; Arthropoda; Insecta; Coleoptera; Tenebrionidae
Exons: 4
Coding region: 113-658 (181 amino acids)
Biological process (GO): GPI anchor biosynthetic process
Cellular component (GO): glycosylphosphatidylinositol-N-acetylglucosaminyltransferase (GPI-GnT) complex
Source: RefSeq, a predicted model, not a curated record
GUCAGUCACUUAAAAUAACCUCUAAAACACAAUGCAUGACGUUAAAUGGACAGGUCGAAGCCGCCGAGCAGCGAAGAGCUAAUUAAUUAGAACAGUUGAAAAUGCUGCCGAUAUGGUUAAAUACUCCGUUUCUAAAAGCAGGUUGUCGCAAAAUUUCAAAAAUCUCAGCGGUGCGGACACGGUUAUACGAAUAGAUAAACAGGGAAGGUGUGUUUCCGUCACGUUAGAAAGAAAGCUGGUCUCAUGUCUUUAUGGGAUCGCUGUACGGCUCUUGGGGGCUGUGUUGAUUAUCUCGUUAACCGAUGUUUUCAUUCUACAAGACUUCAACGUAACCAAGUAUAUUACUGCCAUUUUUGUUGUUCUUUUAUACCAGUUUCUGAAUGUUGUACAUGAAGAAUCUUUAAUUAUGGUGCAUUCGUUAGGGUAUCAGGUCACCUCAAAGUAUGUUGUAGGUCAGAAGGAUUUAUUUAUUCCAUGGAACCAAGUACAAAGUAUAUUUAUUAAUGAAGUAAUUGUUAGGCAUAAAGUUAUUCAUUUAUUGACUAUUUUGACCAAAGAGCAAACUGGUGAAAAGUUGUCUCCGCUGUUUGUGGAGUUGCAACCUAGACUCAAGCAUUUAGAAUUAAUAUGUAAACAUUUGAAAGGUGCAAAUAGCUGAUAAAUUACCAUUCCUUAUUGUCUUCUUAAUGUUAAUUCAUUUUUAUCAUUUUUAGGUUUGCCAUUAUAAUUUUAUAUUAAAGUUGUAAAGAUGAUUAGAUAUAUCACUGCAAAAGUAAA